Pan troglodytes (chimpanzee) is the source of this 6441-nucleotide messenger RNA. RefSeq names its product olfactory receptor family 14 subfamily J member 1 (gene OR14J1). Gene Ontology annotation, molecular function: G protein-coupled receptor activity; olfactory receptor activity. Bases 114 to 1079 code for a protein of 321 amino acids. The record is from RefSeq and is a predicted model, not a curated record. Gene Ontology annotation, biological process: G protein-coupled receptor signaling pathway. NCBI's taxonomy places the organism in Eukaryota, Metazoa, Chordata, Mammalia, Primates, Hominidae. Gene Ontology annotation, cellular component: membrane. The transcript has 2 exons.
GACUGAAACACCAGCUUGAUUCUAGAACAAAGAUGCUCAGUCUCAGGAUCAAUUGAGAUUUGUUUCUACCGAGAGAUCCACUCUGAGUCACACUUGGUAUCUUCAGAGAGACUAUGGUCAAUUUGACUUCAAUGAGUGGAUUCCUUCUUAUGGGGUUUUCUGAUGAGCGUAAGCUUCAGAUUUUACAUGCAUUGGUAUUUCUGGUGACAUACCUGCUGGCUUUGACAGGCAACCUCCUCAUUAUCACCAUCAUUACUGUGGACCGUCGUCUCCAUUCCCCCAUGUAUUACUUUUUAAAGCACCUCUCUGUUCUGGACCUCUGCUUCAUCUCUGUCACAGUCCCCCAGUCCAUUGCAAAUUCACUUAUGGGCAACGGUUACAUUUCUCUUGUUCAGUGCAUUCUUCAGGUUUUCUUCUUCAUAGCUCUGGCCUCAUCAGAAGUGGCCAUUCUCACAGUGAUGUCUUAUGACAGGUACGCAGCAAUCUGUCAACCACUUCAUUAUGAGACUAUUAUGGAUCCCCGUGCCUGUAGGCAUGCGGUGAUAGCUGUGUGGAUUGCUGGGGGCCUCUCUGGGCUCAUGCAUGCUGCCAUUAACUUCUCCAUACCUCUCUGUGGGAAGAGAGUCAUUCACCAAUUCUUCUGUGAUGUUCCUCAGAUGCUGAAACUAGCCUGUUCUUAUGAAUUCAUUAAUGAGAUUGCACUGGCUGCAUUCACAACGUCUGCAGCAUUUAUCUGUUUGAUCUCCAUUGUGCUCUCCUACAUUCGCAUCUUCUCUACAGUGCUGAGAAUCCCAUCAGCUGAGGGCCGGACCAAGGUCUUCUCCACCUGCCUACCACACCUAUUUGUAGCCACCUUCUUUCUUUCAGCUGCAGGCUUUGAGUUUCUCAGACUGCCUUCUGAUUCCUCAUCGACUGUGGACCUUGUAUUCUCCGUAUUCUAUACUGUGAUACCUCCAACACUCAAUCCAGUCAUCUAUAGCUUACGGAAUGAUGCCAUGAAGGCAGCACUGAGGAAGAUGCUGUCAAAGGAAGAGCUUCCUCAGAGAAAAAUGUGCUUAAAAGCCAUGUUUAAACUCUGAAGAACCAUACAAAUGAAAGGCAUUUUUAUUAUGUUUCAGAUUGGAAGAGAGGUGAAUCUUGCUUCUUCCCAGAACGCUCUUCCAAGCUGUCUAUUGUAUAUAUUCCUCUCAAAUAUAAUUCUUUAAAAUUUAAGAUGUUGUGCUCUAAUAAUAUUAGCUUUCCUUCCUCCCUCCAAUUCAAGUGUUAUUUUAAGUCAUCUUUGGAAAAUUUUUCUGAAAUGAAGGAGAAAGACAAUUAGUUUGGAGUCUGGCCUGUAUAAUUUAAAACUUGUUAUUAACAAAUAAGGUUGGAGAUAGAUGAAGCUAACUGGGUUAAUAUGAUGGUGCAUAUAUGGUAUUUCCAGUGGGCCUCCUAGUUUUCUAUCCAUAUUAAGUAUUCAUAUUAAGUUCUUUUACUAUUAUUACAGUGGUGAUUUCAACAAUUUAUUCAGCCCCUAGUAAGUAUCAAGUGCUUUAUAUAUAUACAUUUUUUUGACUCAAGAAAACAACUCUUCUAGCUAUAACAUAUUGUCCCCAUUUUGCCAAUAGGAACAAUAAAUUUAGGAAGGAUUAAUUAAUUUUCCUGAGAUUUCUCAAAUAAAUGGUAGUUAAGCUGUGAUUCAAAUUAAUAUUUGUCUGACUCAAACAAUAAGGUCAUUUAUGUUCCUUACUGAUGGCAAAUGCAUUAUUACCCAAAUGUGAGUGUGUAUGUUUAUGUGUGUGUGUGAUGUGUAUAAUCUAUAAAUAUAAGCAUAUACUACUAUAAUCUAUUAAUAAAAUUGUCAUCACCCUUGUGCAUCCCUAUUACUGGAGGUAUUUAUAUUAAUUCCUUUACUUUUCUGAUCUGUACAAGAGUUUGACAAACUGGUUUUACAGAGUUAGGCAGGGGAUGCUCCCUAGUUCCAUGAAACAGAAUAUAGAUAAACUGCAAAUGAAGAGAUCCAACUUAUGAAUGUGUGAGAUAAGGAGGCAUAAAUCUUGUGAAUCUGAAUAUCUGAUUCAAUUUUGUGUAAUGCUGCAGAUUUCUUCAAGAAAGACUCAUAAUUUACAAGAGUACAAAACUGGACUAGUCCCCUCAGUUUUGAAGUAAAUCAAAGUGCAUGUUUUAAUGACAAAGGGAAUGAGCAAUUGCUCAGUAAUGGGAAAUGUUUUUAUAGGACUUUUUUGAAUUAAUGGUUAUAAUAUCUACAUAUGCAUAUACCUUAGUAAGUUUUUUUUUCUUUAAUCUGCCACAUGAGAUUUUUUCUUUUUUUUUAUAUACUUUAAGCUCUGGGGUACAUGUGCAGAACUUGCAGGUUUGUUACAUAGGUAUACACAUACCAUGGUGGUUUGCUGCACCCAUCAACCUGUCAACUACGUUAGGUAUUUCUCCUAAUGCUAUCCCUCCCCUACCCCCUCACCCCCAAACAGGCCCCAGUGUGUGAUGUUCCCCUACCUGUGUCCAUGUGUUCUCAUUGUUCAGCUCCUACUUAUGAGUGAGAACAUGCAAUGUUUAGUUUUAUGUUCUUGUGUUAGUUUGCUGAGAAUGAUGAUUUCCAGCUUCAUCCAUGUCCCUGCAAAGGACAUGAAAUCAUCUUUUUUAUGGCUGCAUAGUAUUCCAUAGUAUUCCAUGGGUGUAUAUGUGCCAUCUUUUCUUUAUCCAGUGUAUUAUUGAUGGGCAUUUGGGUUGGUUUCAAGUCUUUGCUAUUGUAAACAGUUCCACAAUAAACAUAUGUGUGCAUGUGUCUUUAUAGUAGAAUGAUUUAUAAUCCUUUGGGUAUAUACCCUGUAAAGGGAUUCCUGGGUCAAAUGGUAUUUUUGAUUCUAGAUCCUUGAGGAAUUGCCACACUGUUUCCACAAUGGUUGAACUAGUUUACAGUCCCACCAACAAUGUAAAAGUGUUCCUGUUUCUCCACGUCCUCUCUAGCAUCUGUUGUUUCCUGCCUUUUUAACGAUAGCCAUUCUAACUGGCAUGAGAUGGUAUCUCAUUAUGGUUUUGAUUCGCAUUUCUCUGAUGACCAGUGAUGAUUAGCUUUUUUUCAUAUGUUUGUUGGCCACAUAAAUGUCUUAUUUUAAAAAGUGUCUGUCAGGCCAGGGCAUUGGCUCAUGCCUGUAAUCACAGCAUUUUAGGGGGCUGCAGUGGGCAGAUCAUGAGGUCAGGAGAUUGAGACCAUCCUGGCUAACAUGGUGAAACUCCAUCUCAACUAAAAAUACAAAAACUUAGCUGGGCGUGGUGCCAUGCACCUGUAAUCCCGGCUACUCAGGAGGCUGAGGCAGGAGAAUUGCUUGAACCUGGAGAAUCCAAAAAGUGUCUGUUCACAUCCUUUGCCCACAUUUUGAUGGGGUUGUUUGUUUUUUUCUUGUAAAUUUGUUUAAAUUCUUUGUAGAUUCUGGAUAUUAGCCCUUUGUCAGAUGGAUAGAUUACAAAAAUGUUCUCCCAUUCUGUAGGUUGCCUAUUCACUCUGCUGAUGGUUUCUUUUGCUGUGCAGAAGCUCUUUAGUUUAAUUUGAUCCCAUUUGUCAAUUUUGGCUUUUGUUGUCAUUGCUUUUGAUGUUUUAGUCAUGAAGUCUCUGCCCAUGCCUAAAUCCUGAAUGGUAUUGCCUAGGUUUUCUUCUUGGGUUUUUAUGGUUUUAGGUCUUACGUUUAAGUCUUUAAUCCAUCUUGAGUUAAUUUUUGUAUAAGGUAUAAGGAAGGAGUCCAGUUUCAGUUUUCUGCAUAUGGCUAGCCAGUUUUCUCAACAGCAUUUAUUAAAUAGGGGAUUCUUUCCCCAUUGCUUGUUUUUGUCAAGUUUGUCAAAGAUCAGAUGGUUGUAGAUGUGUGGCAUUAUUUUUGAGGCCUCUGUUCUGUUCUGUUGGUCUAUAUAUCUGUUUUGGUACCAGUACCAUGCUAUUUUGGUUACUGUAGCUUUGUAAUAUACUUUGAAGUCAGGUAGCAUGAUGCUUCCAGCUUUGUUCUUUUUGCUUAGGAUUAUCUUGGCUAUGUGGGCUCUUGUUUGGUUCCAUAUGAAAUUUAAAGUAGUUUUUUCCUAUUCUGUGAAGAAAGUCAAUGGUAACUUGAUGGGGAUAGCAUUAAAUCUAUAAAUUACUUUGGGCAAUAUGGCCAUUUUUCAUGAUAUUGAUUCUUCCUACCCAUGAGGAUGGAAUGUUUUUCCAUUUGUUUGUGCCCUCUCUCCUUGAGCAGUGGUUUGUAGUUCUCCUUGAAGAGGUCCUUCACAUGCCUUGUAAGUUGUAUUCCUGGGUAUUUUAUUCUCUUUGUAGCAGUUAUGAAUGGGAGUUCACUCAUGAUUUGGCUCUCUGUUUUUUUUAUUAUUGGUGUAUAGGAAUGCUUGUGGUUUUUGCACAUUGAUUUUGUAUCCUGAGACUUUGCUGAAAUUGCUUAUAAGCUUAAGGAGAUUUUGGGCUGAGAUGAUGGGGUUUUCUAAGUAUAGAAUCAUGUCAUCUGCAAACAGAGACAAUUUGAAUUCCUCUCUUUCUAUUUGAAUACCUUUUAUUUUUUUCUCUUGCCUGAUUGCCCUGGCCAGAACUUCCAACAUUAUGUUGAAUAAGAGUGGUGACAGAGGGCAUCCUUGUCUUGUGACAGUUUUCUCAGGGAAUGCUUCCAGCUUUUGCCCAUUCAGUAUGAUAUUGGCUGUGAGUUUGUCAUAGAUAGCUUUUAUUAUUUUGAGAUACAUUCCAUCAAUAUCUAGUUUAUUGAGAGUUUUUAGCAUGAAGGGCUGUUGAAUUUUGUCGAAGGCCUUUUCUGCAUCUAUUGAGAUAAUCAUGUGGUUUUUGUCAUUGGUUCUGUUUAUGUGAUAGAUUCCAUUUAUUGAUUUGCAUAUUUGAAUCAGCUUUGCAUCCCAGGGAUGAAGCUGACUUGAUCAUGGUAGAUGAGUUUUUGAUGUGCUGCUGGAUUCGGUUUGCCAGUAUUUUAUUGAGGAUUUUCACAUCAAUGUUCAUCAGGGAUAUUGGCCUGAAAUUUUCUUUUUUUGUUGUGUCUCUGCCAGGUUUUGGUAUCAGGUUGAUGCUGGCCUCAUAAAAUGAGUUAUGGAGGAUUCCCUCUUUUUCUAUUGUUUGAAAUAUUUUCAGAAGGAAUGGUACCAGCUCCUUUUUGUACUUGCGGUAGAAUUCGGCUGUGAAUCUGUCUGGUUCUGGGCUUUUCUUGGUUGGUAGGCUAUUAAUUACUACCUCAAUUUCAGAACUUGUUAUUGGUCUAUUCAGGCAUUAGACUUCUUCCUGGUUUAGUCUUGGAAGGGUUUAUGUGUCCAGGCAUUUAUCCAUUUUUUCUAGAUUUUGUAGUUUAUUUGCAUAGAGAUGUUUAUAGUAUUCCCUGAUGGUAGUUUCUAUUUCUGUGGGAUCAGCAGUGAUAUUCCAUUCAUCAUUUUCAUAGUAUCUAUUGAUUUUUCUCUCUUGUCUUCUUUAUUAGUCUGGCUAGCAGUCUACUUUGUUAAUUAUUUCAAAAAAACCAGCUCCUGGAUUCAUUGAUUUUUUGAAUUUUUUUGUGUGUCUCUAUCUCCUUCAUUUCUGCUCUGAUCUUAGUUAUUUCUUGUCUUCUGCUAGCUUUUGAAUUUGUUUUCUCUUGCUUCUCUAGUUCUUUUAAUUGCGAUAUUAGGGUGUCGAUUUUAGAUCUUUCCUGCUUUCUCCUGUGGGCAUUUAGUGCUAUAAAUUUCCCUUUAAACACUGCCUUAGCUGUACUCUUGCAGCUAGCUCAGUCUCUGCCCAAAAAGCCGCCCAGUUUUGUGCUUGAAACCCAGGACCCCAGUAGCGUAGGCACCCAAGGGAAUCUACUGUUCUGUGGUUUGCGAAAUCCAUGGGAAAAGCGUAGUAUCUGGGCUGGAGUGCACUGUUCCUCAUGGCUCAGUCCCUCAUGGCUUCCCUUGGCUAGGGGAGGGAGUUGUCUGACCCUUUGCGUUUCCCCGGGUGAGGCGAUGCCCCACCCUGCUUCGGCUAGCCCUCCCUGGGCUGCACCCACUGUCUAACCAGUCCCAGUGAGGUUAGUCGGGUAUCUCAGUUAGAAAUGCAGAAAUCAUCUGGCUUCUGCACUGAUCUCAGUGGGAGCUGCAGACCGAAGCUGUUUCUAUUCCACCAUCUUUCCAGCCACCCACACUGAUUUCUAAAGUAGUUGUUCCAUAUUAUAUUCCCUAGAUAAUCAAGAAUUGUUAUAAAGGGCUGGGCGUGGUGGCUCAUGCCUGUAAUCCCAGCACUUUGGGAGGCCGAGGUGGGUGGAUGACGAGGUCAGGAGAUCAAGACCAUCUUGGCUACCUUGUCAGGUGUUUUGAAAAACUUUUAGCUUUUUAAACACAUUCAUGGUGAUAUAUAUCGAUGAGUUUAUUUUGUAUUGCCCUGUUCAACAAGGUUGAACAUCUUUUCAUGGACUUAUUAGUUAUUUGUGUGUCUUCAUUUGUGAAGUGUUUGCUCAGACACUUGGC